GAAAACGGUUCACUCUGAUGACGUCACUCGCAGAGUUGUCAUGGCGUCUUUGGGAUUGAAGCUGCUGCUGCAACUGAGCUAAAAUCUGUCGACAGUCUGUAAAUCGAAAUGGAGAAAAAUGCAAACCUGCAUCGAGACACCGACGGGAGUUCUUUGUGUGCCACGAUUGCGGGAGAGAUGGGCGAUGUUACGGCUGUCGGCCGAGUGAAAGGAACAGCCGAGAAAUGCAAGAAUAGUGAGGCUUCUCUCAGUACUUUGGUUAACGUUAGUUGUAAUAACAGCACUAUAAAUGUUAGUGCUCCCAGCGCUGGUAAUGCAAUUUCCAGUGCUGGAAAUUCUGGCGUACCAGAAGUGAUCCAAGUCCUCCCAGUGCAGGAGGAUAAAAAGAACACCAACGCGAGCGGGUCCGGGGAUCAGAUCAGUAACGGGAUGGAGAAUGACUCGGUGCUGGCUGCAGAAGAUAGCGAGGGUGGUGCCUCAAAGUUAGUAAACAACAAAAUCGAUGGCCCGUCCUCACCUCCCGCUAAGGGGGGCACAGAUGUGCAGGCUGUGGUCCUGGCUUGUGAAGAAAGUAAACCGACAAAACUUGCCAAACCAACUCAUCUGUGUCCGGACAAUGCAAUCGCAGCAAACGUCAAGCCGGGGCUGUCCGGUGAUCACACCUUAUCGGAGGGAUUGCCGAGUGGGAGUGACCCCGAUCACAGCCUCGGUGUAGAGUCCCGCAGCAUAGAUUCACUCGAGUCCUUCUCCAACCUCAACUCCUGCCCCAGCUCCGACCUGAACAGUGAGGGACUGGAGGACAGAGGACUAGCCCUGGCCCUGCAGGGCGAGUAUGGGGCUGAUGGGACAAAGACUUCGUGUGCUAAGGACCGGGCCGCCGGCCAGUCCAUAUAUCACAUUAAGUGGAUCAAGUGGAGGGAGGAGAAUACGCCUAUUAUCACCCAGAACGAGAACGGCCCCUGUCCAUUACUGGCAAUUAUGAAUGUCCUACUGCUUGCAUGGAAGGUUAAGAUGCCACCUAUGAUGGAAAUUAUAACUGCUGAGCAACUGAUGGAGUAUCUUGGAGACUACAUUCUGGAAACCAAACCUAAAGAGAUAUCGGAGGCUCAGCGGCUAAACUAUGAGCAGAACAUGAGUGAUGCCAUGGCGGUGUUGCACAAGCUGCAGACAGGUCUGGAUGUGAACGUGAAGUUCACAGGGGUGCGAGUUUUUGAGUACACACCAGAAUGCAUCGUGUUUGAUCUGCUUGACAUCCCUCUCUACCACGGCUGGCUGGUUGACCCCCAGAUGCAAGACAUCGUUAAGGCAGUGGGCAACUGCAGCUACAACCAGCUGGUAGAGAAGAUAAUAUCCUGCAAACAGUCAGACAACAGUGAGCUGGCAGGAGAAGGCAUCGUUGCAGAGCAGUUUCUGAGCAGCACAGCCACUCAGCUUACGUACCACGGCUUAUGUGAGCUCACAUCCACCGUACAGGAGGGAGAGCUCUGUGUCUUCUUUAGGAAUAACCACUUCAGCACCAUGAUCAGAUUCAAGGGCCAGCUGUACCUCUUGGUUACAGACCAAGGUUUCCUGACAGAGGAGAAGGUUGUUUGGGAGAGUCUGCACAACGUCGAUGGAGACGGCAACUUUUGUGAUUCCGAAUUCCGGUUGCGGCCUCCCUCCGAUCCGGAGACUGUGUACCGCGGCCAGCAGGAUCAGAUAGACCAGGACUAUCUGAUGGCGCUGUCACUGCAGCAGGAGCAGCAAAGCCAGGAUCUACAGUGGGAGCAGCUCCCUGAGGGCAUCAGUGACCUAGAGCUGGCAAAAAAGCUUCAGGAGGAGGAGGACCGACGAGCCUCCCAGUACUACCAGGAGCAGGAGCAGGAGCAGGCGGCGGCGGCGGCGGCAGCAGCAGCGCAGCAGGGCCAGCAGGAGCCUGCCGAGGGAGACGAGGGGGACAGAGGCGGUGCAGGAGCAGGUGGAGCAGCAGCCGGCACUGGGACGGCAGCAGCAGCCGGCGCCACACCCAGCCCAGAGAAAAAACAGUCCUCUAGUGGGGAGCGCAAAGCCAAGAAAGAACCGAAGGAUAAAGACAAAUGUGUUAUUUUGUAACAUACAGCGUGUCUGUGUGAGUGUGAGUGUUAUAUGCAUUUGCGUAUCUGUGAGAAGGGGAAAGCAUUUGUUUCUCCUCGGGCUGGACACACAAUGCCCAGCCCCCAAUGGAUGACAAACGAGGGAAGGAGACAUUUUGAGGAGAGACUAAAAGAGGGUUUGCUGUUCCCAAACCACUGGUGCCUGCCUCUAUCCUCAGUAGAACCUGGACAUCAGAGGAAAGGACACUACUAACCCCACAACAACAACAACUACCCCUGGUCUUUCAUAGAGUCGGCCAAACUUUGUUACAAGUUGCACAGUGCACUAUAUUUGUGAUGUGGAGUCAAGUUUAUUUGGGGUGGCAUAUUUUAUAGCAAAAGAUAUAAUCUGAAGAAACAAAAUGUCACCAUGUUCUUUUCCAUUUUUCCUUUCUGCUGCUCAUAAAACGUUUUUGUACGUAUCAAUAUUCACUAAACUUAUAUAUACAGACGCACAUUUUUUUAAGUUGAUGCCAAGAUUCACGUUUUAUUUAUUUAUCUGUGUAAGAGGUAUCUUUUGGGAAAGGUUUUAUUUUUUUCUGCAAACUGAGAGGGAUUUGCUUACAAUGUUGCCUCCUGAAAAUCAGUGUAACACUAUUUGUCCCCUCUGAAACCCUAUGUACCUAAGGGUUAACAAAUUCCAGAUAGCUGCCAGACACUGUAGCUAUGGAACAAUAUUCAUCACAGCUAGCCCUGUUCAGAUUUGCCUUACCAGAGUAUGGCAUUGUCAAUUCUGCUCUGUUUGAAUGUGUUUGUUUUCAUGCGUUCGCUAUGUACAGUACACGUGAGGUACAAUGGCGUGUGGCAUACUUGUCUCAUUUACCGUGCACCGCUGAUGAAUUUGGAAAAAGCCAAAUCUUUUUCGCUGUAUUAUUUUAGCUACACAUUUUUCUCGUCUUUUAUGUUCUGAUUCUAUUUCACAAAAACAAUGUUCUGGGCGGUCAAACUAAGAAUAACGUUGCAGGUUUUAACAGGAAUUUUGUCUGAAUCUGAAGGUGUUUCUAGCUUUUGGCAGAUUGGAUCUGUGUUAGAUUGCACCCAGUUUCAAGUGUAUAGUAGCUCUGAAAGGCCAUUUUCUUUCCCAGUCUUGUCUUACAGCUUCCUAAAGAGUGUGUGCGUGCGUGCGUGCACGUAAAAUAAAUACGGCAGAAUUCAGUAAUUUCCAUAACAUAAUAUUCUUCUAAACUAGGAAGUUCUAACAAUAUAAGUGAUAUUGUACUUCUGACAUGUACUAUUCUUUUCCAUAAACCUGAAUCCAAACCCUGAAAUCUGUGACACCUGACAUUAGUUUCAACUCCAGUUACAAUGUUGGGAACCUGACUUGUGUCCUGCUGUAGCUGUGUUGAUUAGAUAUUUUCUUCCUUGUGUUUAUUUCAAAGUUGCUUUUUUCUAGUCCCCUUCUGUGUCAAAAUUCACAGGGAUGUAAAUUGAUCUGUUUUUUUGUGGAACGUAAGGCCAAAUAAUCAAACAGCUGCCCUGGGGAUAGAUUAUACAUCUAAAUUCUGUGGUAUCACCUUUUAACUUGUGUGCAUUUCACUGCAGCGUGCAAACAGCAUGUACAUAUUUACCUAAUGCGUUCUUAUAAUAGAUUUAGUGGUUUGUGCCAUUAUUGUACCAUGGGACUGCCUCCUGAGAAACUUUUCUAUCUAUACAUUCCAAGUGGAUGCCUUGACUCGAGCCCUCUGUUACAGACUGAGGGAAACAGUUGUCCUAGUUCUUUGCAGUGCUUUUAAAGUGCGGCCUCCGUUAUUUUGUUCAGUGAGAACAAAUCCACUGUCAGGACAGGACGAUUACAUUGAGGCAGAAGGCUUCCUGCUGUGUGGGAACUCUUUCUUAUGGGCUUAAUGUAUUGGCUGGAGUUUGAGCUCUGUUUGUUUGGCCCUAACAAGGCUGUGUUUUGUGUGUGUGUGUGUAUAUAUAUACAUAUAUAUAUAUAACGCCUUACGACAUUUCAACAUAUUUUAUAGGACAUAUAGGUUAUACAUAUUGGAAGGAAAUGGGCGUAUUCGCAGAAUGAGACAAUCCAUGCUUUUUUUCCACAUGAACAUCAGAAAUACUCUCAGGCCUUUUGUGAAGGGACAUAUCCUCCGGUGUCUUUUACGUUCCUUGGCCUGAAGUCACUUUCUCAGUCGCAUCUUUAGGUAUCUGCUUUUGUAGACACACAAAUUAUUUGGACACUUUGGACUUUUAACGCUAUAUUAUUUAAGACCCUCAUUGUUGAACUUAAUACUAGAAAACUUUGAAUUAAGCUGCUCCUCCGUUGUGUAAACUUGGACUACCUGAUAGAAAAUAAAAACUUUUAGAGAGGGUUGAGAAACA
Molecule: messenger RNA, 4430 nt
Organism: Etheostoma cragini (Arkansas darter)
Lineage: Eukaryota; Metazoa; Chordata; Actinopteri; Perciformes; Percidae
Gene: mindy2
Product: MINDY lysine 48 deubiquitinase 2
Exons: 9
Coding region: 109-2091 (660 amino acids)
Biological process (GO): protein K48-linked deubiquitination
Cellular component (GO): cytosol; cell periphery
Molecular function (GO): K48-linked deubiquitinase activity; cysteine-type carboxypeptidase activity; cysteine-type deubiquitinase activity
Source: RefSeq, a predicted model, not a curated record